GAAAAGCUGUCAACACGAUAUUACACGAUAUUUUACAAUAUUCUUGAACGUUCUGUUUGAAGGAAAUAAAUCAAACGCAAAUGGAUGGUGAAAAUAAUAAUCGACGGCCCAGAAACUUGCAGGGUCUUCUUCGGUUUGCAAUGGAAGCAACGAAAUCUGAAGAUGCUCCAAGUGGUGGCCAACAAAUUGAAAUAAUGGAUCCCGAACGACGUCAAUUUUUGGAAAAUGCUUUGAAAGCACUGACUAUUGAUGUUAUUGAACAACUUCAAAAAGCUGCAGAGGUUAUUGGAUCAGAAACUACGACUGAAGAAAUGAAAAUAAGUGCAAUGGACACCAUUUUGAAUAACGUUGAUGAUAUUGAUACAGCGAUUGAUUAUUGUAAAAUCGGUGGCUUAUUCAUUCUACUGCCAUGCUUGAAUUCACCAUAUUCUACAAUUCGUGAAAAAUCAUGCUUAUUGGUUGCCGAAUUGACACAAAACAAUCCAUAUUGUCAAAAGCAACUUCUGGAGGCAGAUGUCUUGCCAAAAUUAAUUGAACUUCUCGAUGAAAAUGAGACAGCGGUGGCAGUCGCAAGUAUCCGUGCCAUAAGCUGUUUAGUUCGAAGCUAUGAACCCUGUUUGAAAGCAUACACCGCAAUUGGUGGUCUUGAGUGUUUGCUUGGUUGCUUGCAACCGCAUCAGCCAGAAAAACUCAUUACUCGAGCCGCUUUUCUGCUUAAUUCAUUGUGUUCAGAUUUUCCAGCAAUUAAGGACGAUCUAAUUAAACUAAAAGCUAUUGAAACUAUUUUGCCAUUAAUUAAACCGUCAUCUGACUAUAAUAUUUGUGUGGAAACAUUAUUGUCAGCAUUAUGUUCGCUCAUAGAAUGCCGCGAAGCAAUUGAACGUUGUCGUACAGAAGGAAACAAUUUUGCAAAUACUCUUGAAGAAGUUAUAAAACUUGGAAUCGAUAAACCUGAAUGUAAAGAAAUAGUUGAUUACAGUCAUGUACUUUUAAAAAACAUAUUCGAUUCCGGUCAAGAAGGUGAAGUCACAGAUCGAUAGAUGCAACUAGUUUACAUCGUAUUUUUCAAAUAAAUGAAACUCAAUUAACCAAAAACUUA
Molecule: messenger RNA, 1099 nt
Organism: Contarinia nasturtii (swede midge)
Lineage: Eukaryota; Metazoa; Arthropoda; Insecta; Diptera; Cecidomyiidae
Product: hsp70-binding protein 1
Exons: 3
Coding region: 81-1040 (319 amino acids)
Source: RefSeq, a predicted model, not a curated record